Molecule: messenger RNA, 1074 nt
Organism: Durusdinium trenchii
Lineage: Eukaryota; Dinophyceae; Suessiales; Symbiodiniaceae
Source: the annotation of a GenBank genome assembly
AUGACCAUCUUGCAUGAUGCAAUGUGGCAAGCACCCAGAGAACUCUCUGGUGUGAAGUCGCGAAAGCGAGCGGUUUUUGAAAUUCCAUUGGGUUCAAUGGACGCAGCCAGCAAUGCUGGUAUUCAUCGUGUUUCAGGCCUCAAAGUGAGCCUUGAGAGCCGCAUUUCUGCGCUUGGCUCCGGUGGCCGUGUGGCUGUGGAGUUGCUCCUGGGUCGCCCGCUCAAGGGCCAGGUGCACCGCCACGAAGAGCUGCAAGUCGCGCAUUUGUCUUCCAAUUUGGCUGGUGAUGAGGCCACAGUUGGUGAACACUUAGAAGCUGUAAAGUCCAUCUUGGAGACCAGGCCGCAGGUGGUGGUUUUGGACUCACAGGGAAAUGCUUCCUGGACCGCUGCAUUCCAGAUGCUGCUGCAGGCGAAAGAAGCUUUGCGUGGCUUCCGUGGCGCUAUUGUCCUGGUGGUGGACGAGGAGUCUGAAGCGAUUAAAGAAAUGUGCUCACAGCGCUGGCGGCAGGGAGGAAGCUGGCUUUGGCAGGAGCCGAUAAAGCAAGAUUUGACAAUUGUGGAAGAUGUGCUGAAUGCAACAAAGACUGAUGAGCUGGAGCAAAUGUUGCAAAAGGUCCGGGAGCUUUCCGCUGAAGCAUUUUUUGGUGAAGACAGCGUGGAGAAGUCCGGAUCCAGAGGCUGGUCGCUUUGCCUCCUGGUCGAUCAAGCAGCUUGUGAUGCAAGUCGUUUUUGCGGCUUCAUGUGCUAUCAGUUGAGCGCGAAGAACUCUGAAUUUCACAUUGCACGGAUUGCUGUGAUUGCCAGGAGCCGUGGAAAAGGCUAUGGCAAGCACUUCAUGCAAUGGGCGCUUGAGAAGUGUUCAUUUCUGCCUCGAUCCACUUGUGCAUGGAUCUCCCUCAGCGCGCUGGAUGAAGCUGUUCCUUUCUAUGAGCACUUUGGGUUCACUGACAUGACCUGUGAUGACCUGGAUGACGAUAAGCACAUCCAAACGUGGAUGGAGCUCAAAAACAUCUCUGUGCCGCACAUAGGGAUGGGAAGGAUGGGACGCCCUGAGGGGCGUUCGGCUGAUUGA